AUGAGCCUGAGCAGCGCCUCUCACGGCAUCCCUCCAAUACAAAGAACCCAUUCUACCGGCUUUCUCCCUGCCCCUCGCCAGAUCCGCUUCGUCUCGACCGAUGGGCAGCCACAUAGUAAGAGAAGGCGUAUAAAUGCGGCUUGUUUGACAUGUCGCAAGAGAAAGACUCGGUGUUCAGGGGACCGCCCCGUGUGCACAACCUGCACAGAAUCUGGCCACACGUGUUCGGGCUAUGCAGAGAGGACACCUAGGAAGGUGGCCGAGGGCGAAAGGGGCGAAGAUGAUGCUCGGGAGGAGGAGCAGGAGGAGUUGAGUUCCACCACUCCUCGAAAGCAUCCAAAAAAUGUCGGAGGUCUGCCACGGUCGCAACCCAAGCCAGAAAGGCAGAAUCCAACAGAUGGGAGUACUGGUACAAAUGUGCUGGUGGACUACAAAGUCGAAAAUGCGGACAUCAUAAGUCCUGCAAGCAACAAAACCGCAAGCAGCUUGACUGGCUCGAGAAACAGCGUACCCUAUUUUCGAUACUUUGGACCCACAGCCAUUGUUCCUGGUUUCAAGCAGAUGGUGGUCCAGGUCAAAGACCACCGUCGAAAGCAACCUUCCACGUUAGGGGAAACUCCUGCCUCAGGCCAGCCCUUGCAAUCGAACUGGGGCGGUGGCCAGGGGAGGUCUCCUGUUGAGAUACCCUUCUACGAUGCCACGAACCUGGGAACAAAUGCACCUCUGAUAACACAUCUGUGUGAGACGUUCUUCACUCACUUGGGGUGUAACUACCCAUUUCUUCAACGCAAGCGGUUCUUGAAGGACCUCGAGGAGAAGCGGGUAGAUGCGAUCUUGGUCGAUGCGGUGUGCGCGGUGGCCGCCCGAUUCUCAUCAGAUCCUCUUCUGCUGGCCUCAAACGACCCUUCGAUCCCCUUAGACUCGGACAACAACGUGAAGAGAGCCUUCCGCGGGCAUCCAUUCGCUCAAAGAGCCAUGUCUGCAGUCAUCGAUACCUUUUCUUGCCCCACUAUGGCGGUAGCUCAGGCUUGCGUACUGCUAGCAUACGAGGAGUUUGGCGAAGAUCAUGACAGUGGCUUGUGGAUGUACCUUGGUACGGCGAUUCGCAUGGCACAGGACCUUGGCAUACAAAAACUCGAAGGCUUGCAACUUGAAGGUCGGAUAGGCUCAACUCCCAAGACUGCAAAGCAUGGGCAGGAAGGCAGGGCUGAAGAAAGGAGGAGGUACGAGCAGCAGCAGAGACUUUCGCACAAUUUCCGCCAUCAGGACAACACCCAACUCGACGACAGGAGGGCAAGUGAACAGGAACGAAUAGAUACCUUCUGGGCAAUAUUCUUCCUGGAUCGAGCUGUAUCAUCUGGUGUCGGUCGGCCUGUCACUUUACGCGACAAAGAUAUUGAGAUAUCAUUUCCUUACCGCUCUGACGAGGCCAUGAUCAAUGGCUAUCCGGAUCCAUUCCCAGCCAUGAUCAAGAUUGUACACAUGCACGGACGGGUUGCUGAUGUCCUGAACACUAUAAAGGAGGUCAGUCAAGCCACUCCCGACGUUCUGACCCGGCUGGCUAGUAUGGAAAAGGAUCUCACUGGUAUCUACCAACGAUUGUCGCCCAAAUUACAUUUCAAUGCCACGAAUUUCCAACAUUACGUCAAAGCAGGCCAUGGGACAAAUUUCAUCCUGUUGCAUUUUUGGUUCCAUACUUUGAUCGUCCUCGUCCAUCAACCAACAUUGCUGCAUUCAUUUGAAGGCGGUAUUCAGCAGCUUUUCCCCGAUAGCCAGGAGCUAUCCAUGUCGUCAGCCAAAACCAUUGCUGAUAUUCUAGCUUUUGCUGAGUUGAUCGACGUCAAAAGCUUCAUCGGAAAUCCUUUCAGCUGUCAGCCUGUGUAUGUCGCCGCAUGUGCUUUCCUCGCCGAGGCUGCUUUCCAUGCAUCCCAGUCGCCUUCGGGAGCACCAUCCCCUACGGCAAAUGGACACGCUGGACACACACCAGAGGAUAACUUCGAGAUUGUCAAUGUUAGGUCUUCUUCUGAUGGGAAAGCCGCUUCUGCACGUCAUACCCUGUUAGCCACUGCUGCCAACCAGAACUAUCAACGGUGCUACAGAGCGUUGAAAGUCAUGGAUUCGUAUUGGGCUGGAUGUCGGUACAUUCUGACAGCCCUGGACCAGAAAUCGAAAGGGCUGAAGGAUCCACUCCUUUUCACGGCAGAGGACAUUGACGGAGAAAUGCCUUCAACAGAGCCCUCUUUUACCACGCCUGGAUGGCGAAGAAGUUCGGCGCUAGCUGCAUCACUCGGAACCUAUGGGAAUGCCUUUCGUCGGCUUCGAGGGCUUGGUCAGGUGGACGAGAGCAGUGGUUUCUCUGCGAAGAUUGACCUGGGCCAAGCCAUCGGAUGGUCUUUGACCGGGACAGCCAAUUCACCCGCUCCCAGCAUUAGCUUCCUCUACCCCAAUACGAAUGGGGAGAAUUGUCCCCCUCCGUCAGAGAUGCAAGGGCCGCAUGCGCAGUUACCACGCGUGGAUGGACCAAACGUACCAUCGGCAUCGCCGCCAAGGGUUGAUCGAAGAAACCAGAGUUACGCUGGGCCAACGGCUACUAGGAACAAAUUUGGAGCCUUGCCCUAUGAUCCUGUUUCUACAGCCGAAGCAGAUCUUUUGCUAGGGUUGAACUCUCCAUACGCAACGCCCUCAACGACCCAGUCCGUCAUCAGAUUAGGGCCUGGACAACAAGGUCAGCCGUCGAAUGGCUUUGAUUAUAAUCCCCCUCAAGCUUCUCAGCAAGCAGAUUCGGUGAACUUUCAGCAGCAUUUCAUCGGUUCUCAAGACCAGAACUUCAACAACAUGUUCGUUGAAGCUCAAGAUGUUGAUAUCAGUGGUCAACAGCUGAAUUUCAAUUUCCCCGGUGGCGACAUGAUCCCAUGGCUUGAGUACCUACCCCAGGAUGUUUUGCAUUACUUUGGAGACCCUCAAGCUGGUGAUGGUGCGUUAAUGCCUCCCGGGCCUUCUCCGUCUGGCUGA
Messenger RNA from Capronia coronata CBS 617.96, 3012 nucleotides. RefSeq lists its product as uncharacterized. Bases 1 to 3012 code for a protein of 1003 amino acids. The transcript is spliced from 2 exons. Lineage: Eukaryota; Fungi; Ascomycota; Eurotiomycetes; Chaetothyriales; Herpotrichiellaceae. Gene Ontology annotation, biological process: DNA-templated transcription; regulation of DNA-templated transcription. The record is from RefSeq and is a predicted model, not a curated record. Gene Ontology annotation, molecular function: zinc ion binding; DNA binding; DNA-binding transcription factor activity, RNA polymerase II-specific.